Messenger RNA from Monomorium pharaonis (pharaoh ant), 5341 nucleotides. Its product is annotated as proton-coupled amino acid transporter 1. Gene Ontology annotation, molecular function: amino acid transmembrane transporter activity. Gene Ontology annotation, cellular component: vacuolar membrane. Gene Ontology annotation, biological process: amino acid transmembrane transport. Bases 3158 to 4627 code for a protein of 489 amino acids. NCBI's taxonomy places the organism in Eukaryota, Metazoa, Arthropoda, Insecta, Hymenoptera, Formicidae. The transcript is spliced from 12 exons. The record is from RefSeq and is a predicted model, not a curated record.
UGUGUGUGUGUGUGUGUGUGUGUGUGUGCGCGCGCGUGUGUGUGUGUGUGUGUGUGUGUGUGUGCAUAUAUAGAGGUGUACUAUUGUUUCGUACGUUAUCAAAAAUUGCGAAACACGCAUCGGUCACUGACCAGCUGCCGAAAGUAGUUAUUUUGGAUCCACUUCCGAGAGACUACGCAUCUUGGCACCGUUUCUCUAAAUAGUAGCAGCAAAAUAUAAAAUAAACUUAAAUUCUAGUAACGCGAUCUGUCUAUAUUAUAUAACACUGCUUUAUUUCAAAUCGCGAUUUAAAAACUUUCCUAACAAAAUGGUAAUUUUAAUUACAAAAUACUUCAAGCUGUAGACAAUAGCAGGAUAUUGUUCGCGUUUUUAAGUUUUCCAUUGAAACAUUUUGUGAUAUUUACGAAUGUAAAUGUAGACGAACAUAGAAGAAGACAUUCUCUUUAAAAUGUUUUGAAUCAAUUGAGUGCAUGUACUUUUCCAUAGGUAUAGCUAACAUAGUUAUCUUGGAGAUUACCGAUGAAAUAAACUUAUAGUUUUUUUGUUUAUUUUUCUUUGAGAUUCUUUGAUUUGAAGAUAUAUUUCUUAAUAUGCUGUGUCAUCUCAAUGGAAAAUUUUACAUGUCUUGCGGUCUGCGUACUGGACCGGUUAGCAUCGGUUAUCGUGUGGUCCGGUUGUAUUUCUAAUAAAUGACUUAUGUGAUAAAUUUCCGCCGAGGACCAUAGCUUUUACGCUGUCAACACAAUGUCGCUAUCUCUUACAGUUUCUUCUUGCGGAAAAUAUUGAAUACGACAGACUAACAAAAUUCCAUUACGUCACAAUCUGGUCAGUAUAUUUGUUUUCAAAAUUAUCAUAUUUGAUGUUAUCGUGCUAAUUUGUUUUAUCAAUCUUAAAUACUUAUCACAACAUUUCAAUGUAAUUGACCGCGAUUAGAUCAAUAAUUUUAUCACCUACGAAAUUAUUUGAUGUAUGCGAUAAACGAUCUUGAGAAUUUGAAUUGUAAAAAAAAAGAAAUCUAUCUGUUGGAGCUCAAAGUGUCAGAGACUUAUCCGUUUUAUCGUGUUUAUCAAAUAUCUCGAGGAAAAUUGGUAUCAACCCUUUAAGAUGAGAUUUAUGGUUGCGACAAGAGUUUUCACGAUAUUGCGUGGUUCUUCUCAAUAGAGAAAUUACCAGCUGAUAAGCGGGCUUAGAGCAAACUUACUAAUUGCACGAUGAGUAUUACUUUAAUCGAUGAAAUCGUUUAUGAUGGCAAUUCUACGAAGCUUCGUAUCUGUGUUUCGUCAAGGAUUCGCAGAUUUCAAAACGCGGGAAACAGCGCUACGCAAUUAUAUGUAAGAGAAUGAGUCGUCAAAAGGAAAACCAUUCAUUCUUGAUUAAUUUCAAGUGCGGCACCAUUCUUAAAGUAUAUACUAACUCGGUAAAACACUUCACACAUUUUAGGAAUAUAAAUAAAAAAAAUACAUAUAUACAUAUCAUAAUGUUUUUGUAUGAAAUAUUUUUCCUGGGAAUUUUUGUAAAAACAUACAGCGUUUUUGAAAAAUUGCGUUAAAAUUGAAAGAAAUUAAAAUUUAAUUUCUGUUCCAUUCUCGAACGCAGUUGUUGCAGUUUCCUUUACAAAAAGACUUCAAAGAAGAAACAAAAGUGUUGUCUCGGAGUCGAGACGUCAUGUUUGCAUACAAGUACAUUACGUGCUUGUUCAUGACUGUACACAACAGUUUAAGGUCAACCCACGCCUAUAAAAUCGCACGUACGACCUCGUUUCUGUUUCUGGUUCGCGCGCGUUCGUUUUCGUUAGAGCUGAGCCGUUCCGCUGGAUUCGCAACUUUGAUACGCGUAAAUUUUUUACUACACCGUACACAGCGUGUACACUCCUUAUCUCGCUUCUUGCCACACCUCUUAUAUCGCUUUCCUGAUCGUGCUCGGUUUUAGUUGCGGUUUGUGCACAUGCAUGUGCGCAGAGGCCUUGCCUGAUUGCCUCGCGAAUGCACUCUUACUUUUAAAUAAGGAACCAAGAAGAAGCCUUCGUGCCGAAGUCGAGGACGUCAAUAGCGAGGUCGGAUUUCCAUCGACUUCCAUUGAUUAUUUUAAACUAUGUUGCAACGUAUCCUUCGUCAUUAAGCAUGAAAUUUACAUUUGGAUUAUCAAACACGUGACCAUGUUGAUUGCACCGCUAGGUUUAAUAUUCUGAAAAAAGCACACACAGCCCUCGUUGUGAAUAUAUUUGUGAACUUUUGAAUCAAAAAAGAUUUUGCUCCUUUCCGACUUUUAUUGGCUAAUUACAGCGUCUGCGAAGUUCAAUCAUUGGUGCGCGAAAGCGAGUGCAUUGACCGGUGAUACAUCAAUCUUUGCACGUUGCUGCGCCAUUGAAAUCUUUUGUGUUAACAGAAUGAAUGACAAUAUUCAUAAAAGUUAUUCCGACUUGUUAAUCUUUAAUUGCAGUCAUGAGAACGUGUAAGACUCACAAUCACAGGCGGUUUCUUUGAGCGACGGUUAAUUCGCUCGAUUAUGAUCUUUCUUCGACCACUCAGAUCAUUUUUAACUCCCUUGAUCUUUUACUUAUUAGAUUUGUAAAUUCAUUCCACCCUCUACCUGAAAUUAUCCCGAGCGAUCUGUGAUAUGUUCAAUUUUCUAAGUAUCUGCCACGUAAUCACAUUACCGACAAUUCUCUUAAGUAAAAUCUUUUGACGAUUUAUCGCAAUUAAGUUUUAUCUCUAUGUUAUGCAAAUUUUUCUUAUCACUCAGUCUCUUUUUCUUUUCCUUCGUAAACUCUAUGACCUCGAUAACGACCUCGACGUUAUCGAUAAAAUCCGCAGCCGGUAGACGAAGUAUACGAGAUCCAGGGCUUUCCUAAGUGAAGUUAUGGCCUUCUUCGGGAUUGAGGUCGAUUUUCGGUCCGUGCACUCGAUGACGAAACCGACACGGUCUCUGCCCCGGGCCGCAAUAAGUCCGGUGCCAAGAAUAAAGAGACACGACAUUUCGGCACCACCAACAGCAGCAGCAAGCGAAUAGUCCAAAUCGCGUGUAAGCAGCCGACCGUUGAACGUGUGAUCGCAGGAACGGCGACUAUCAACGGCACCAUCCAUGGGUUAUCAUUAUUCACGUCUUGUCAUUAUUUGGAUAUAAUCGAGCUGAACAGCCAAACCGACCGCGAAGCAAGAUGGAACUGAACAGUAAUCCGAUUUCUGUAAUCACGCCACAAAAGAACUCUAUUCAUGGCGAUGAAACAGCUUUCAAGCAAUCACUUGGAAAUAUUGGAACAUAUGGAGCGUUCCAAUCGAAAGAUCCCAUUCUAGCGAUGGAAAAGGGUAACGAUAUCAAAAGCGGAAGCAAUGAGCACGGUAUCACCGUGCACCAUCCUACCUCGUACCUGGAAACCAUGAUGCAUCUGUUCAAAGGUAACGUCGGUUCGGGGAUCUUUGCGUUAGGAGAUGCUUUCAAGAAUGCCGGAUUGCUGCUGGCACCACCACUAACAAUCUUUCUGGGUAUCAUCUGCGUGCACGCUCAACACAUUCUCAUUAAUUGUAAUGAAGAGGUGACACGUCGUGUUGGCAAUGGCACCAGCAUGAGUGGAUUUGCCGAAACUGUAGAAAUGUGCUUCGCUACUGGUCCCAUCGGAUUUCGUAAAUAUUCGACUUUUAUGAGAAAAAUGGUUAAUGUAUUUUUAUGUAUCACGCAACUCGGAUUCUGCUGCGUAUAUUUUGUUUUUAUUUCCACCAAUAUGAAACAGGUACUGGACGCGCAUGGGAUCGAGAUGGAUGUUGCUGUGCACAUGGCUGUGGUGUUGAUUCCUAUAAUGCUUAGCACUUGGAUUAGAAAUCUGAAAUAUCUGGUGCCGGUGUCUUCGAUCGCAAAUUUUCUAAUGAUCGCUGGUUACGUUUCCACCAUGUAUAUUAUGAGCCACGAUGUGCCACCUAUACGCGAGAGAAGAUACGUCGCGGAUUGGAACACACUGCCUCUAUUCUUCGGCACUGUGAUAUAUUCCUUUGAGGGUAUUACUCUAGUAUUGCCAUUGAAGAAUGAAAUGAGGAAACCUAGUAACUUUAGUAGGCCACUAGGUGUUCUCAAUGUAGGAAUGGUGAUAGUAGGCUCUAUGUUCGUUGCAAUCGGUUUCCUAUCUUAUUUGAAGUACGGUGACAAAAUUGCCGGAUCGGUCACGCUCAAUCUUGAAUCAAAAGAAAUGGUGGACGGGAAUGCCAUCUACAAUCAAUUAAGUUUGCCGCAAUGCAUCAAGACUGCCAUCUCUUUGAGCAUAUUGCUUUCAUACGCCUUACAAUUUUACGUUCCGAUCGCCAUAAUGUGGCCCGGCAUCGUUGACAAAUUUGGCCCAUUUAAAUGGCCAGUAUUCGCAGAAAUUGUUUUCCGUUCCGUCAUGUGCUUUAUCACAUUUAUCCUUGCAGAGGCGAUACCAAAAUUGAAUCUUUUCAUAUCUCUGGUUGGUGCGGUCAGUAGUACCGCCCUCGCUCUCGUGUUUCCGCCGAUUAUCGAGAUGAUUGUUUGUUGGCAUAACACUAGUCUAGGUUUCUUUACAAUCGCAAAGGACGUCAUGAUAGUGCUGAUCGGCGUGUUGGGCUUCGCUACCGGAACGUACGAGAGCUUGACGUCAAUCAUCGAGUCGUUCGGCAAUUGAAUUAAAGCACCAAGCGCUCUGUACAAAUUAUUCUUAAUUUUUCUCUCGCGCGCGCGAGAGUUUAAUGGACCAUGACACCUAUGGGAUUUCUGCGCGCAAAUCAUAAAACUCGCGCACUUCCAAAAUUUUGCAUGUUCGUAGAUGUCGGUCUCACUCGCUAUUGACAUUAAUCAUUUUAACGUAAUGAUAAUAAUUUAUGUGUGAUAUACCGAUAGACAUAGCUCAUAGCUGAUAAAGUGUAACGUAGGUUGUGAACAUCAGUGAUUGUUAAUAAUCUUUAGAGGAAUUUAACAUUGGCAGUAUUUAUUUACUUAAUGAUUAAUUAUAUAGGUGUCUUUUCUACUUAUUUCGACUUAAAAUUUUCAAACUUAUUUUUGGACUAUUGUUAUUGACUAAAGAUGAAUUAAUCAAUUAAUGGAAUAAAAGGAAGCUGAUCAAGUCAUUAUUCAGUGAAUCAAAUUAAAUAUUAAUUUUAUAAACUAGAUAUUUUAUAUUAAAGUUAUAAGUCUAAGGAAAAUAUAAUUGUUUUUUAAUUACUUGUAGAAAUUAAUCUGUGUUUUAGCUAAAUAUUAAUUUUAUGGUAACAAACAUUAUAUUAAAAAUUAUGUUAAAAUAAUUUUGUUUUGUUUUUUCCUGAUAGGAAAUUGAGUUCUAUAAUUAGUAUUAUAUAAGAGUUAUGUAAUCAUUUUUAAUAAUACAAUAAAUAUUUGGCAU